AUGUUAUCUACUCUGCUCUGCAUCCAUAUCUCUAUUAUUCUACAUCACUCUCUCUUCUACAAUCUUAUCUCCUCUCCUCUGCAUGUUUAUCACUUCUACAUCAAUAUAUACUAUGCUCUGCAUCUUUUCAUCCAUAUCUCAUCUCCUCUACAAAGUUAUCUCUUCUCCUCUACAUACUUAUUUCGUCUACAUCUGUAUCUCCUCAGCUCCACAUCCUCCUCUCUGCGACAACCUUAUCUCCUCUAUUCUACAUACCUCUCUCCUCUACAUCCUUAUCUCCUCUCCUCUAAAUCCUUAUCUACUCUAAAUCUAUAUCUCCUCUUCUAUUCAUUCUUAUCUCCUGUCUUCUUCAUACAUAUCUUCCUUCUUGUACAUACUUAUUUCCUCUACAUCCAUAUUACCCUCUCCUCUCUACAUCCAUAUCUCCUCCCCACUAUAUCCCCUUCUCCUCUACAUACCCUUCUCUUCUACAUCCUUAUCUUCUAA
Acanthosepion pharaonis is the source of this 486-nucleotide messenger RNA. NCBI's taxonomy places the organism in Eukaryota, Metazoa, Mollusca, Cephalopoda, Sepiida, Sepiidae. The record is from the annotation of a GenBank genome assembly.